AUGAGCAAGAAUGGUUGGUCUCAAGGUGUGGGCCAAUUACCUUACAUAUCGAUGCUUUUGGGAACACUCGUUGGUGGAUUGAUUGUAAUUUGGGGUGAAAGACGAUACAAUCAAGUUAUGGACGAGAACGAUGGUAAACCGGUUCCAGAGGAAAGGUUGCCGCCAAUGAUGCUUGGCUCAGUUACUUUCACGAUUGGUAUGUUUUGGCUUGGAUGGGGUGGUGCUUACGGUAACAAGGUUCAUUGGAUAGUGCCCACUAUUGGCGCGUUCUUUGUUGGGAAUGGAUUAAUGUUGAUUUUCUUGCCCUGUUUCAACUACAUCAUUGACUGCUACCUAUUGUAUGCUGCUUCUGCCUUGGCAGCAAACACGUUCCUAAGGUCAGCUUUUGGUGCAGCUUUCCCCCUUUUUGCUAGGCAGAUGUUCGUUAAUAUGAAGAUUCAAUGGGCUGCUACAUUGUUGGGUUGUUUAGGGGCGGCCAUGAUACCAGUCCCGUUUUUAUUCUAUUUUUUUGGUAAGAAAGUGAGGGCUAGCUCGAAGUAUGCAUUUGUUCUAUAG
Messenger RNA from Lodderomyces parapsilosis, 555 nucleotides. RefSeq lists its product as uncharacterized. Gene Ontology annotation, biological process: transmembrane transport. The coding region runs from base 1 to 555 and encodes 184 amino acids. Gene Ontology annotation, molecular function: transmembrane transporter activity. The record is from RefSeq and is a predicted model, not a curated record. The transcript has a single exon. NCBI's taxonomy places the organism in Eukaryota, Fungi, Ascomycota, Pichiomycetes, Serinales, Debaryomycetaceae.